This is a messenger RNA of Ruditapes philippinarum (Manila clam), 1689 nucleotides long. RefSeq lists its product as uncharacterized. The record is from RefSeq and is a predicted model, not a curated record. The transcript is spliced from 7 exons. Bases 151 to 1218 code for a protein of 355 amino acids. Lineage: Eukaryota; Metazoa; Mollusca; Bivalvia; Venerida; Veneridae.
UCACGCUAUGUUGGUCACAGUAAAGCGAAUGCGGUAACAUUUGUAAAUAAAAUAGUAAGGUAAUAGCUGAUAAAAAAUGCUGAAAAAGAAAUGGACGGAAUGUGAAUAUAUUGAUUAAUUCAGAUUACGUCGAACGUUAUACUGUCAACUAUGAUGGGUUUGGUAGCCAAAGAUCACGUGACAGCCGAACCGUGUGACGACACAGCGGUCGCAGCACAUAAGCAUUAUGCAAUGUACGUUUGGACUACCGGGUUCGAUCAUAACGUUCCCGGCUGUGACAAAGACAAGUUCUUAGAAUGGAAUACGAAAGGUCCCUGCUUUACCCAUGUUUGGAACACGAAAGCAAAACGUGACUGGUUGUGGGCCACAUGUAACCUGCACGGAAGGGAGGUAGAUACCAUAUUUGUAAGUGAUGUGCAUCAUAAUCUGAAAAAAGCAUACGACACAGGGGAUUGUACUUCAGCGGCGAUAGCUACCGUUAAGGACAUGCUGGUAGAGGGUCAUACAAAUGUGUCAAAUCUCAAGAUAUACGGACUGUAUGCUGUUAGUGACAUCGAUGUCUCGGAAAAGGAUUUAGUCAAAUAUAUUGUAUAUUACAACGAUAUAUGUGCAACGUCAGAUAUUGAAAGAUUUGACGGCAUUGCAACAAAUAACGAAGCGUACGCAACAAUAAAAUGUGGAAAUAUGAACGAGCGACUCAAGUACUUGGACAAUCUUCAAGCUAUUGUGACGGAAGCGAGGAAACAGAAGCAUGGGGUACUACUGACACAUUAUUCAGUCAGCUGGCACUGGGGAAUCUGUCAUGGCGUCGUCAGUAAUAUGACGUGGAAUGGUAAAACCUCUGACGUCACGCAUCACAUGAUUGAUAUUUUCGACAGCAUUGACGUUCAGGUAGGGUGUAUAAACUACCCAGCAAUUUCGGACAGAAUGAAAAUUGCAGGUUAUGACUAUGCCAUGUCCAUAAACAAACCAAUUUUUACAACUUUGUACACGAAUAAAGAUUCACCAUGCCAAAUAACUUUCUUCCCAGAUGAUUCUUGUCGUAUUAAGGACCACAACGAGACAGCGAUGUUUUCAAUAUUUGACGGGUUUCCUGCCAACGAUAUAAGCUAUGCCCGUCCAUGUAUACAUUAUUUCAGGGGCAUUUACUCUACAGGUGGAUAUCCAGGCUGGCCAGUACAUGAUGGCUCUGAUCCUUCACCAAUUGUUGGAAAAUAAACACUUGUGUAAGUUUAUUACAGAAGAGACAACGAUAAUAUUUACUGCUAAAGAGACAUUUGUAUGUUUGUUUGCUUAUUUGUUUAAUACAAGGGUUUCAAUGGUUUAUUUCAAAAUACAUCCGGGAAAUAUGCGCAUGCGUACACAGUACGUAUAACAAAUGAGCAUAUACUACAGUCAAAUGGUCAAUGUCAAUACUUUAUAAAACAUACAAUGUAUAUCAUUACGUUACACAGUAUUUUAGCAAUAAGAAAAUGUUAACUAAGAAAAUAAUUUACUAUCACCAAAUGACACAGGUAUCAACCCGGGAUGUCUCGAAUUAUAUUGAUAUUACUGAUAAACAAAUACUUAGUACAAAUACCAUCCUAUAUCAAUAAGGGUGUUUUUAAAACACAAAACAUGUACUUACAAUCGCAAAUCAAAAUUUAAUGCAUGCCUUGUGUUUUGUUUUAAUAAACAUCUAAAUAAUUA